GAAAAGUCACUCCCAAGCAUACGUCUGUAUAAUUGUUGAUAUAUUUAAAAUAAUUAGAGGUGAAACAUAGAAACACAGAGGCCACGUAAAGGUGACCAACAUGGAGAAUAGAAAAACGGCGCUUCUUGCGGCCUGGGGCGUAAUCCUGUUAUGGCAGGCUUCUGCAGAAUUUUGUUCGGAAGAUCGGAUAGUCAAGGUUGAAGUAGCCACACGUACCUACGAGGUGCAAAAGUUUCAAGACUGCUCGAGCAAACAGGAUGGUGAUUUCUUAUUAGAUCGAUCGGAAGUGGACGGAAUAUCAUCCUGCACAUUCAACAGAUCCAUUUCUUCUACUCAACUGGUGGAUAGAACUGAGACAUUCAGUGUCUGCUGCAAAGGUUACAGGGGAGAGCUAUGCGAUAUUCCCGUUUGUGAGCAAGCUUGCGCCCACGGACAAUGUGUCGCACCAAACACCUGUAAUUGCAUUAACACGGGAUACGAGGGACCGACAUGCUCCUCACCUGUGUGCACAUCAGAAUGUGUGAAUGGUAAAUGCGUUGAGCCCAAUACUUGCAAAUGCUUGAGUGGAUGGAGCGGAAAACUUUGCGAAACCGCAAUCUGUCAAAAGGAAUGCCUCAACGGCGGAGUCUGCGCAGCACCAGAUCUUUGCAAAUGUCCAUCGGGAUAUACCGGAGAUUACUGCAAUAUUGAAAACCCACAAUGCGCAACCAAGUGUCUCAAUGGCGGAAAAUGCACAACUGGAAACAUUUGUAAAUGUCCUAUAGGCUAUGGAGGAAAAUCGUGCGAAUUUGCUAUCUGCGAGCCUACCUGCCAAAACGGAGGAAAAUGUCAAUCCCCUGGUAGCUGCGUUUGUCAAAUUGGAUAUGAGGGAAAAUAUUGUGAAAAUAAGAUUGACGAAUCUGAUAUCAUCAAUGGAGAAACCGAUGAGAUGAGAUUCCUAGACGCUGAUACCCUUGAUUUCACCAAAGAAGAAGCGGCAUGUGUAACUUGGAAUAUGAAUCAUUAUGUUACCUUUGAUGGCAAAGGCUUCUAUUUUGCUGGCAAAUGUACCUACAAUUUGGCUUACGCCUGCUCCGGUCUAUUCCAUAUUCAGGUCGACAAUGCAUUUGAAUGUGACGAGUAUGGUGACUGCAAUCGCGCUGUCCGAUUAGAAAUUGAUUCUGACCAAGUUGUAAUGUUGUAUCCAAAUGGAACUGUAGUGCAUAACGAAAAGUUGGUCAAUGUUCCAAAAACUAUAAAAACUGCAACACAAUCGUUUAUGGUCGAAAAACUCGGGGAUUACACCGUCGUUGGUUUCUCAAGCGGCGUCCGUGUAUUCUUUGAUAACAACAAAUCUGUCUACAUCAGAAUGUCAAAAUCAUAUAAAGGUGAAAUGUGUGGUUUGUGCGGAAAUUUUGACGGAGAUGCCAGCAAUGAUUUCACGUUGAAAGAUGGAACGACUUUAGAAAACGAUAAUGACUUCGGAAAUAAAAUGGUAGUACACCAACCUGGAGUGAAGAAAGCGAUUUGCACAGCUGUUCCAUCAAACCUUCCGCACCCAUGCAGCAAAUACGAUGCAACGCAAAUAUCUGUCGCUGAAAAGCAAUGUGGAUUGUUGUUGAGUGAAGCUUUCUCGUCUUGCCACGAAAAAGUCAAUCCUCAGGACUUCAUCUCAAGAUGUGUUAUGGAUGUUUGCGAAUCAGGAAUCGAGCAUUACGAAGCAAGAUCUUGUGAAGCAUUUACUCAUUACUCAAGACUUUGUUCAUACAAUGGCAUCAUACUUUCAUGGAGAAGACAAGGAUUCUGCUACAUCGAUUGCCCUGGUGGACAAAUGCACAGCGAAUGUGGAAGUGCAUGUCAAGAAACUUGUGAAAACGUAGCAUACCCAGAAGAAUGCGUGAACAACGUAUGUGUUGAUGGGUGCUAUUGUCCAAAAGGAACUGUACUUGACUCAACCACAAACACAUGUGUCCAGAAGGAGAGUUGUCCGUGUAUGAAAGCUGAUGUUAUUUACAAAGCUGGUGAUACUGUCUUGAGAGAUUGCAAUGAAUGUACUUGCACAAGUGGACGUUGGGAAUGCACUCAAAAUCAAUGUCCAAGAACAUGCAAAAUCGUUGGUGAAGACCAUUAUACUACCUUCGAUGGAAAACAAUUCCAGUUCUCUGGUGGAUGUGAAUACGUUUUGGCACAAACCGAAUUUGGCGCUGAAGCUCCAUUGUCAGUCUGGGUUCAGAAUACUGGAUGUGGAUUCUUCGAUACCGAACCAUGCAAAAAGACAAUUUCAAUGAACAUCUAUGAUGUAGAUACAAUCAGAUUGAUGGGAUUGAACAAAGUUUUGAUCGGAAUCCACACCAUUCCUCUUCCAUAUAUGGAUGGUUUGAACAGAUUUACAAUCCAAAAAUUUUCUUCAUCUUUCAUACGAGUCAAAACAAACGACGGAUUCGAACUUCUCUGGGAUCAAGAUCACAGAAUAUAUUUGAAACUCGACCCAUCUUACAAACAGAAGGCGAGAGGUCUUUGCGGUCUUUACAAUCUCAACCAAAUCGAUGACUUUACACUUCCAUCUGGAAUCACCACAGUCGACACUGUCGAGUUUGGAAAUUCGUGGAAGACCGACGUAGCCUGCGCUGGUCGUUCUCAACUCACGGGAGGAAUCACAAUGGACGCAUGCUCCCAAUCUGCUGCAUAUGGAUUGUUUGCCAAAGCAGAAUGCAUUUCUAUACAAACAGGGAAUCUAAAUGUUUGUGGAAAGGUUGUUGAUGCAUCUACAUAUAUGACAAUGUGUGAACACGAUAUUUGUAGAAACCUUCAAAAAGGGCUCGAUAUCAGCCAAGCUAAAUGUGCCGUACUUGCCGACUAUGCUCGAUCAUGCGCUUUGUCGAGCAAUGCAUUGAAUAGCAUUUCCUGGAGAGAAGCAACAGGUUGCGAGACUUCAUGUGAAGGGGGAAGGAUAUUCCAGGAGUGUGUAACAUCAUGCGAUAUGACAUGUAACAUGUUGGGUGAUCCAAACUAUACAUGCGAAGAGGUAAAUUCUUGUAUCGAAGGAUGCGUCUGUCCAGAAGGAAUGGUAUUUGAUGAAACCAAGCAAGUUUGUGUACAAAUCGCUGAAUGUUCAUGCUUCCAUGGGGGUGUAGAAUUUGCUGCUGGAUCAUCCAGACAAUCUUUUUGCGAUUCCUGCUCAUGCAAAAAUGGGAAAUGGGAAUGUUCUCCCAUUGAAGGAUGCACAGAAGAAAAUGUUUGCCCAUCGGGACAAAGAUGGACUGAGUGCACUGAAUGCCAAAGAACCUGUGACAACAUGCAAGUAGUCUGUCAACAAACUGUAUGUCAUGAAGGUUGUGCAUGUCCAGUUGGUAUGGCAUUGUAUGAAGGGGAAUGUAUUCAAGAAAGUUCUUGUCCUUGCCAACACUUGGGACGAAGCUACAAGACUGGAUCACGAAUCAAACAGAACUGCAAUUAUUGUACUUGCCAAAACACCACAUGGACUUGCGAUGAAAAAGAAUGUCCAUCCAUUUGCUCUGCUUAUGGUGAUCCUCACUACGAGACGUUCGAUAAAAAGAGAUAUGAAUUUCAUGGUGAUUGCACAUACGUAAUGGCAGAAGAUUUCUGCGGAAGCACCGUAGGAACUUUCCGAAUCACUGUAGAGAAUGUUCCUUGCAGUACUGGAGGUGUUACAUGCACUAAAGCAGUCAAGCUCAUGCUGUAUGAUUCUAUCAUCCAAAUGAUAAGAGGAAGUGCUCCUAUUGAAGCCAAAAAUCCAUUCUCUCCACCUGGAACUCCAAAAGCUGAAUACACUAUCAUGUCUACUGGAUUGUUCAUCAUUGUGAAAACUGAGAUUGGUCUCACAGUGAUGUGGGAUGUUGGAACUCGUGUCUAUGUGAAACUUGAACCAACCUUCAAAUCCAGAGUUUGUGGUUUAUGUGGUGACUUCAACGGUGAUGCUACAAACGACUUUAUCACAAAACAAGGUGAACUUACAUCCACUUCCAAUCUAUUUGGUGACAGUUGGAGAGUAUUCAGCUCGUGUCCACGAUCUGAGGAAAACCCAGUUCAUCCUUGUGUUGUUAGUCCACAACGUACUGAAUGGGCUCAAUAUUCUUGCAGAAUUAUCAACCAAGAUCCAUUCACGGAAUGCCACGCUUACGUUGACCCAGAACCUUAUUAUGAAGCUUGCGUUUGGGAUUCAUGUGGUUGUGAUAGAGGUGGUGAUUGUGAAUGUCUGUGUACUGCCAUCGGUGCUUACACCAGAGAAUGUAACGAACAUGGAGUACAUGUCAGAUGGAGAGCAACUGGAGAUUGUGGACUUCAAUGUGAAAACGGUAUGGUUUACCAAGAAUGUGGAACUACUUGCGAAGCGAAAUGUUGGUCAACUACACAAGACGAAAGUUGUUCUGAAGUCUGUGUUGAAGGUUGUCAUUGUCCUAAUGGCACUGUACUUCAUGAAGGAAAAUGUAUCGAAAGACAACAAUGUCCAUGUAUUGUUGGAAGUCUUGAAGUACCACCUGGAUAUGUUUUGGAAUAUAACUGUAUGGAUUGCACAUGUCAAAACGGAAUCAUGAACUGCGUUGAUAGAGAAUGUAAAACAACGACAACAGGAACAACCUCUGCACCUGAAACUGUCAAAGUUCUGACAACCACUGGAGAACCAGUUUACACAACAACUGUCCCAGUUCCUGAAUCGACGACUCCUGUGGAAACUUCUUCACCACAGACUGUUUCUCAAACCACAACUGUUAUGCAGACAACCACCAUGGCUUGCCCAGAAGGUAUGGAGCCCACAGAUUGUGUAAGUUCGUGCCCAGAAAAAUGUGAAUACAACAAAGUAGAAGGUGAAUGUGAUGGUGCUCGUGUUAUGAUGUGUCAACAUGGAUGUAAAUGUCCUGGCAAUAAAGUAAUCGACGAAAAUGGAAAAUGUGUUGAACCAGCUGACUGUGCAUGCAUGGAUCAUGAAGGCAAUAGAGUCGAGCCUGGACAAUCUUGGAAUCCGAGUCCAUGCGAAACAUGUACAUGUUAUGACAACGAGCCUAGUUGCUAUUCUAUGGCAUGUGCUAUUACUGAAUGUGAUGAAUCAAAAGGAUAUGAACUAGUUACUGUAGUUGGACAAUGUUGCCCUACAUGUGUUGGUUCACCAAGCAGUUCCACAACACCAGGAUUGAAGACAACACCAGGUGUUGUUACAACAACAACCAUUGGAUCAGAAUCUACAACAUCAGGAGUUUUUGUAUCCACAACAACUCCUUCUUCUACUUGCAAUGAAGAGAAUGGUGAAAUCUAUGGUCCAUGCAGUUGCAUAGAAAAAUGCGGACAGAAAUCCAAUGAAACUUGCAAAAAGGAAGCAGAUGAAAAUGGCAAUUGUUGCACUUGCCCAGAAGGAAUGGUUCAGGAUGAAGCUGGACAAUGUAUUCCAAAAGUUGAAUGCCCUUGCAUCGAUCCUAACGGAUCUCUAGUUCCACCCGGAUCUUCAGUCACUGGCGAAUCAUGCAACAAAUGCACUUGCGUUAGUGGAGAGCUAUUGUGUAAACCAUACUGUAGCAUUGAUAGCUGCAAAAACCCUGACAUGGUAUUGGCAUAUGAUGAUGAAGGAUGCUGUUAUUGUGGAGAACUUACUACUACAACAACAAUACCAAUCAAGACCACCAGUCCAAUCUCUACGCCAAAAGAAACAACCACAAUUAUGGUCACUUCUGAAGAAGUGUCCACUACUCCAGAAGGUGGAGUUUCAACAACAACACCAAAAAUAGCAUGUUUGUGUACAGAAGGUUACAUUUCAUGUGAUAAUUGUGAAAAAUGUAUCAAAGACAGUUUGAAAUGCGAUGGAAUGAAACAAUGUUCUGAUGGUUCAGAUGAAACGAAUUGCCCUUGUGUAUAUGAAGGACAAGAAAUGGAGAAUGAAGAGACCACAACAGUUUCUGAAUGCCAAUCUUGCACAUGCAGUGAAGGUCAAGUUAAUUGCACAAAAGUAUGCAAUAAGCGAUGUGCUCCAGGAUAUUUCCUUCAAUACUACACCGACGACAGAUGUUGUUCAUGCCAACUUACCUUAACUACAACAACGCCUGCUGAGACGACCGAGUCUGUGAAAUCUUCAACAACAGCUCCACCAGUAUCAACAACUGGACCAUCUGAAACAACAAUUUCCGAAGCCGUUGUUACUACUGAGAUCUCAACAACCAAAGAAACUGUGCUUACUACCAAAGCUGUUUGUGUCGAUGGCCUCGGACUUCAAUCUGGUGAUAUCAAGGAUGACCAAAUUGUAGCAUCAAGUUUUAAACCUGGAUUUGAGCCUUAUCUUGCUCGUCUUGUCACAUCUAAUAUCAUUGAUGGAUCACCAAAAUCUUGGUCACCAGAUAACAGUGAUGCAGAUAAAUAUUUGGAAGUCAAUUUCAAUGUACCAACACAAGUGACUGGAAUCACCACACAGGGUGGACAAAAUGAUCAAUAUGUAACCAAAUACUCAGUCAUGUACAACAAUAACGGUGAGGGAUGGCAUGUAGUCAAGGAAAUUAUUGUUGGUGAUGAUGGACAAAGCUUUUCAAUGAAGAAGGUUUUCAAUGGCAACAGUGACGAUUCAUCUUCAGUAAAGAAUGAGCUUCCUGGAGCUGUUGUUGCAACACAAGUUCGUAUCGUUGUUGAAGAACCAAAAUCAGACAUCAGUUUGAGAAUUGAAAUUCAUGGUUGUGCAUUGGGAACGGCUUCAACUACUCCUCAUCUUGUGAAAACAACCACUGAAAAAAUUGUGAAAACGACUACUCCAGUUAUUGAAGAAAGUACGACUAAGGCUUCCGAAGAAACAACAACCUUGUCUGUGGUCGAAACCACCACAAAAGUUUUACAGACAACAUCACCCGUCACUGAAGAAUCUCCUGUUACAACACCUGAAGGAAAUGUUGAAAGCACAACAGUAAAAACAACACCUCCUAUUGAAACAACGGAAACUGUAACCAAAGUUAUUGAAGAGACAACAUUGUCAGUUGAACCAACCACAACACCAAUGAAGGAAUGUAGCAUUAACAUGGGGCUUGAAGCAGACAUGCCAGUUUUGUCAGGAUUCACAUUAACUGCAUCAUCAACUGAUGAAGGCAGCAGCCCUGACUAUGCUCGCUUGAACAAUGAAGAUGUUGAUGGAAAGCCAUUGGCUUGGAAAACUUCAUUCCCAGGAGAGCAAUAUCUUCAGGUCAACUUUGAAAAAGAAGUCAUCAUCACUGCUGUUCAACUUCAAGGUGAUGGUAUCGAGGCCUAUGUGAAAAAAUUUGUUGUUCAAUACUAUAACGAAAAUGAUGAGACUCCUUCCUGGCAACAUGUUGAGGAAAAUGAAAGUCCAUUGAACUUUGGUGGAAAUCAUGAUCCAACCACAGUUGUUCAAGCUGAUUUACCUAUUGGCAUCAAAGUAACAUCUAUUCGAUUGGAACCAAGAGCUUGGGUUAAAUAUAUGGCUCUCAGAAUUGAAUUCCGUGGAUGUGUUCCUGAAAAAGUUAUCACAACAACAACUAAAGUUACAACUGAAGCUGAAAUCACCACCACAGAGAAUAAGGUAUCUACAGAAGUAUCCACUACGCCAUCCGGAGAAUCAGAAACAACUCCAAUUGUUGUUGAAACAACGACUAAAGAAGUGCUUCCAACAACUGUUGUUGUACAAACCACAUCACAAAAAGUUUCAAGUGAAACUCCUGAAUUUCAAACAACAUCUCAACCCAUUGUAACCGAAACAGUAGAAACAACACCUGGACCGCCUGUGUCUGUGGUUUCAACCUCAAAACCAGUGUCUUCGGAAGUGACAACUACAACAGUUCCAGUACCAAAAGAAACCGAAAAACCUACUCCAGAAGUUACAACAACUAAAGAGAUCGUCGUUACAACGUUGUCCACUGAACAACAAACUGAAUUGACAACCAGAAAAAAAAUAUGUGAUGUAAGUAUGGGUAUGGAAAAAUACCUUGUGUCAGAAGAUGGCAUUACUGCUUCUUCAGAAACAAGUGAACAUCAAGCUAAUAAUGUCAGAUUUGUGCGACUGAUACCAGAUGAAGAUGACAACACUAAGCUUGUUGAAGAACUUGUACCUGGUUCUUGGAGCCCAGAAGUUUCUGAUGAUAAACCUUAUUUGGAAAUGAAAUUUACUGAAACAGUGUUAAUCACGACUAUUGUUACCGAGAAUAUGCUCAAGGGUGUAAAAGCUGGCUAUACAAUUUCUUACAUUCCUGAAGAUGGUGACAAGUUUGUUUCUAUCACUGAAGUUGUUGAAUUUGUUGAAAACGUACCUUCUGAGAUAACUAAGGUAUUCUCAGUCAAUGACCAUGCUGAUAGCACAAAUAUCAUAGAUUUGGAAACUCCAAUUAAAGCUGCGGUGAUCAGGAUACACCCACAAGGCGAAGUACAAUUGAAACUUGAAUUGAGAGGGUGCUUGCCAGAAAAGGAACUUACUACCACUCCCGUUAUCAUUGUUACCACAAAAGAAGUAGUUACCACCACGACUACUCCUAUUGUAGAAGAGAGCACUACCUUGGAACCUGGUGUAUCAACCACAACAUCAGGACCUUCUGGUGAAACCACAACAUCAGGACCCUCUGAUGAGACUACAAGCAUCAAUGUUGAUACAACCAAACCAACCACAGUAGAAGUUGUUACCACAGAGAUAAAAACUGAAACACCAAUUGUUACUGAACCAAUUGAAACAACAGGAGAAACUGGAUUUUCUACAACUGCAAAGCCAGGUGAAACGACAAAGAAAACUGUAACAACCACCAAGGUACUUGAAACAACUGUUUCCAAAGAAGUGACAAGCAAACCUUCGGAAGGGGAAACUACCAGUGGUGUGGUUGUACACACCGUUUCUCCAACUGCAGCUACAACUGAACAUCUCAAGUAUUGUGAUGAGAAGAUGGGCUUAGAGUUUGGAGCACAAAGUGAUUUAAAUCCACACUUUUCAGCGUCAAGUAAUCAAGAAGCGGCAAAUGAAGCAAGAUUACUGAAUACUAAAUCCUGGAAUCCAUCAGAAGAAGAACAAUACUUCGAUGAAGUGACAGGAAAAUGGGUGACACGACCAUGGUUGCAAGUCAGCUUUGAAUACCCAGUUUCUAUCUCAACAAUCUUAACUCAAGGAGAUGAAAUAAGCGGAGCUCAUGUCACUGUCUAUGAAGUUUCUUAUUCUAAAGAUGAUGCACAAACCUGGAGUAAAAUAUCUGAUGAAAGCGGGGCACCAGUUAAGUUUAAUGCAAACAAAGAUGGCAAUUCUGUUGCUGAAGUCAUUUUGGAUGAUGUUUUGGAAGAUAUCACAAAUUUCAAAAUCAAACCAAUUGAUUGGAACACGGAUGCAGCUUUGAGACUUGAAUUAAAAGGAUGUUUCAACAGAGAAAUCAGAACAACCACUGUACGUACAACAAAAGAAAUCGUCACUACGUCACAAGUUGGAAGUAGCACCACUGAAGCUACCACUACACCUGGUGGCUUAAUUUCAACAACCAAAGUUAUACCAACAACAUCUAAAGUUAUAGUGACCACUUCACCAAAAUUGUCAACCGUAUCAUCAGAAGGUAGCACAACAAGCAAGACUGUCACCACUAAAGUAGUAUCUAGCAGUACUUCAUCAUCAGGACCAGAAGUAACAACCGUCUCUGAAUCGUCUGAAAGCACGACUAUGCCUACUGGUUCAACAACAACAAGCAUCAAAACUGAAGAACCUGGUUCUACAACAAAAACUCCAGUUGUUGAAACGACUACUGGCAUUACAGAAACUACACAGUUUGCAACACAAAAAAUGUGUGAUGAUGAAAUGGGAAUGAGAAACCAUCAAAUACCAGAUGACAGUAUUACUUCAUCAUCUAAUAAGCCUGGACAUGAAGCACAGAAUGCAAGAAAUGUCAAAUUAGGAGACACUGAGAACAUCGACAUCAAUAAUCUUUCAUGGUCACCUGAAGAUUCUGAUGAUACUCCUUAUUUGGAAGUUGUUUUCCCAGAGGUUGUCAUGAUUUCUUCAGUCCUUACCCAGGGUGGGGAAAAUGGAGAAUUUAUACCAGCAUUCACAGUCGAAUAUGCACCCGAGAUCAACGUUGAAUUGGAAGCCAUUAUUGAAUCUCCAGAAGUCGGACCAAAAGUUUUCCCUGCUAAUAGAGAUGACAGUACUGUUGCUGAAAUUGUCUUUGACAAAGCGAUUAGGGUAAAAGUUAUCAGAAUAUAUCCAAGAAGACCAGAAGAUAACCAACCAAUCAGUUUGAGAGUAGAAUUCCAUGGGUGUGAGGAGAUGACUACUACACCUGUUAUUAUAAAAACAACCACGGAAACAAUUGUGAAGACAAGCACUCCUGAAUCAGGCAUUUCGACUACUGAAGCAGAAAAAUCAACCACUCCUUCUGUUGUUGAAACUACAGUAAUUGUGACAGAAAAGACAACACCAGUAACAGAAUCGAAAGGACCAACCACUGUGGUUGUCACGACCACUAAGAAGAUUGAAUCUACUACUGGAAAUGAGGUAGAGAUUACAACUUCUGCAAAUGUUGUGAAAACAACAGAAAAACCAAUUGUAACUACAGUCCCAGUUGUGGAAACAACCAAACCAAUGCUUUGUGACAAAAUCAUGGAAAAUUUAGGACAAACAACUGAAUUAGUAUCUUCAGAAGUGAGCGCUUCUAGCAAUGUUGAGGAAGCCAAGUUGGCCAAUUUGGAUGAACCCUCUGAUCAACCAUGGUCACCAAACGAUAUCAAUGAAGAUUCUGUCUUUGGAGCCUUUGUUGAAGUAAAAUAUGAUCGACCAGUUUAUAUCACUGAAAUAUCAACUCAAGGUGAUGGUGUUGAAAACUAUGUUAAGACUUACAGAGUUUAUGUUCUCACCAAGACAGAGAGUGAACUCACAGAAACAUGGAAAAGAAUAAGUACAGUAUUUGAUGCUAACACUGAUGCUACUACACUAGUACCCAACAUAUUCCCCGAGGCUGUACUUGCCAGUGCUGUAAGAAUUUCACCCAUUGACUAUUUUGGUAAACCAUCCAUGCAAUACAGAGUUAGUGGAUGCUUUGGAAGACUCUCCAGUACAACCAAACAACCGAAAGAAACUACAACCACUGGAGAAUCAACUGAAUUGACAACAAAAGAAACACCAGCUGUAGAAACGACCCCAAUUAUACUUGUUACAACCACGACAGUAGAAACAAAGCCAGUGGUCACUACCAAAAUAGUUGGUGAAUCAACAACAAAAGAGCCAGUUGAAACUACAGAGGGUGAGAUUGCAACAACAACAACAGGUAUUUCCAAAUCAAUACCAGUUGUAACAACCGUAGUAGUGGUCACAACAAAGAAACCAGAAAUUUCUGUAUCAACCGAAGUUUCUGAAUCAACUACACCUGCCAUGGGAAGCACUACAGUAGAAAGUACUGAACCAAUCGAAACUACUACCAAGGAGGGACAGCAACAGGAAACGUCUAAAGAACCGAUAAAAACAACCCCAUCAGAAACUACAUCUAAGGUUUCUGUGGAGACUACACUACCGGGAUCGGAAACUACUACCAAAGGAUCAGAGAAAACAACAGAAGGAAUCUCAGAAACAACUGAGCCUGCAAAGACAACAGCUGUCAUGAAGACCACGACUGGCAAGAUAGUGACAUCUGAACAAACCACAAUAAAAAUAUGUGAUGAAGAAAUGGGCUUGAAAAAUCAUGAAGUAACUGAUGCAAAUGUAUUAGCCUCGUCAUAUAAAGAAGGAAAGGAACCCAUUAAUGUUCAAAAUAUUAACUCGGGAGAAACAGUGUCAGAAGAACCACUUCCAUCAUGGUCUCCUGAAGACAAUGAUGAAUCACCUUAUUUGGAGGUUUUCUUUUCUACCCCUGUGGUUAUUACAUCUAUCCUUUCCCAGGGAGGUGAAAAUGGCGAGUUUGUAUCUCAAUAUAAAGUAGAAUAUGCAUCAGGCAAUUCUGUUUUAAUGCCCAUCAAAGAAAUAUCAAACAACCCAUCAUCUCCAGAAAAAGUAUUCACUGCCAAUAAAGAUGAUCAUACAAUUGUCGGAAAUACUCUAGACGAACCUAUUACAGUGCAAAUUCUCAAAAUUUUACCUAUUAGAGAAAAUAACUUGCCUAUCAGUUUACGCAUGGAAUUCCAUGGUUGUGGUGAAUUGACCACUGUACCAGUAACUGUUGAAACUACCACAGAAGCUAUUGUUACAAGCAUUGUACCAAGUAGUCCACCAUCUUCCUCAACGGAAGGUGUUGUUACCAGCAGUCCAAUUUCAAAAGAAACCACCCCAUCUGGAGAAGAAACAACUGCAUCCGUUGUCGAAACAACCAUAAUUGUUACCGAGAAAACAACACCAAAAGAGGGUGUUUCAACUACAUCUGGUUCAUCAGUCGUGGUCACAACAACAAAAACUGUAGAAUCUACAACUGGAGGAGUCAUAGAAACAGUUACGACUAAAGAAAUGGUGAAAACAUCAGAAAAGCCUGUUGUAACAUCUGUCGCUGUCGAAAGCACUACUCCAGCUGUAACUACUGAAUCAGUUGUUACUCUUACGCCAGGAAAAAUUUGUGACAAGGUUAUGCAAGAAAUUGGGAAACUCCAGGAAGUGGUUUCACCUCAAAUAUCAGCAUCCAGCAAUGUUGAAAUUGCAAAAGAGGCACAACUUGAUUCUGAUGUUGCUUGGUCUCCAGUAGAUAUUACGGAAGAUGCAGUAUUUGGAGCAUACAUUGAAGUCAGCUUUGAUUCAGAAGUAUAUCUAACUGAAGUAACAACUCAGGGAGAUGGUGAUGAAAGUUAUGUAUCAGCAUACAAUGUAUUUGUGUUGUCUAAGACUGUUGAAGAAGAAACAAGUUCAUGGAAGCGCAUUAGUCAUAUUUUUGAUGGUAAUACAGAUGCAAUUGGCAAGGUUACCAAUGAGUUUACAGAAGCCAUAUUGGCAUCUGCUAUAAGAAUUGCUCCUCAAACUUUCAAUGUUUCUCCUUCAAUUAAAUUGCAAAUUGGUGGUUGCUUUACAUUUAUAUCAAAAACUACUACUAUUGCCACAUCUAAAGUACCCGAGUACACAACAACUGCCCCUGUAUCUCAAGGAAUUGGGUCCACAACAACCCUCGGUCAAGCUGAAUCAACAACACCAGUGAUUAUUGUAACAACGACCAAAGUUGUCUCUGAGCCUGUGGUUACUACAAGACCAGCCAUAAGUACCACUCUUGGUGAGGGUAUAUCGACUACUAAAUCGACUGAACAAACUACUUCUAAACCAGUAACGGUAAUUGUCACCAGUGAAGGAAUAACAACUGAAGAAGUUGGUACAUCAAGUAGCACAGAAAUAGUAAAUGUAGAAACAACACCAGGCAAAACAACCCUUGCUGUUGUUGAAACAACAAUAGAAACCAAGGUGUCUACAACUGAGCCAAAUGAAGCAUCUACAACUGUAGAAACAGGAGAAAGUACCACAACAAACAAAGUGGUAUUGACAACUAAGAAAACUGUGGUAACAACACCCUUGACAUCUAGCACAGAAGAACCUGGUAAAAGCACUGAAAUAACAACCACUGAGGUUCAAGAAACAACCAAAGUUACUGAGCAACCAGGAACUGAAGAGACAACGGUUACCAAAGAGAUUGAGACCACAACAACUGAAGAAUCUGUGGUUACGACAGAAAAACCAGAACCGACAGAAGAACCAGGUAAAACUACAACCAAAAUGAAUGUUGAGGUUACCACAACUAAGAAGAGUGCACCAACUACCACUAAAAUUGUGAAAACAACCGAAAAAUACAGUACUGAAGGACCAGGAACCACAGAGGGUCCAUCAGCAACGACCAAAGUACCUGUUGUAACCGAGAAAACCGUUGAGGUCACAUCGACUACUGCUGGACCUGAGAUAACUACAACCAUUAUUGUUGAAAAAUCAACUCCAUUAGUUAGUGAAAAGACAACUGUUACAAGCAGUGAAACAACCAAACUACCAGCAGUCUCCUCAACAACCGAAAAAGAGGGGGUGACUACCUCUGGACCAGACGUUGGUACUACUACCAGCAAGCCAAUUGUUUCAGAAGGUGUAACUACUGAAGAGGUGAAAACAUCUAGCAGCACCGAGGUAGUUAGUGUUGAAACAACACCAGGAAAAACAACUCCGGCAGUUGUUCAGACCACAAUAGAGACCAAGCUGUCGACUACUCAACCAAACCCUGCAUCAACAACUGAAGGAAUGGGAGAGACCACAACAAGCAAGGUUGUAAUAACAACAAAGAAAACAGUUGUAACAACUCCUGUGUCAUCUAGCUCAGAGGAACCUGGUAAAACCACUGAAGUAAUAACCACGGAGGUUCAGAAAACUACUAAAGUAACUGAACAACCAGGAACGACAGAGACAACAAUUACCAAAGAAGUUGCAACCACAACAAGCCAAGAAUCAGUAGUUACAACUGAGAAACCAGAACCAACGGAACCAGGCAAAACAACUACGAAAAUGAAUGUUGAAGUUACUACAACGAUAAAGACCACACCAACUACUACGGAAGUUGUAAAAACAACUGAAAAAUACAGUACCGAAGGGCCAGAAACCACAGAAGGUCCAUCGGCAACAACCAAAGUACCAGUUGUAACAGAGGAAACUGUUGAAGUGACAACAACUCCAGCUGCUCCAGAAACUACUACAACCAUUGUUAUUGAGAAAUCAACGCCAUCGAUAACAGGAAAGACGACUGUUUUGACAGAAAGUACCAGUGAAAAAGUAACAACUAAACCAACAGUUGAAGAAACAACAAAACUACCAGGAGUUACAACGGAAGAAUCUGGAGUAACCACACCUGCAGUUGUAACCUCUUCUUUGUCCACAACAAGCAAAACUAUUCUAACAACUGAACCAAUGGUCUGUGAUGAUGCUUUGGGCAUGGUGACACAUGCAAUUACAAAUGAGAUGAUCAGUGCUUCAUCUAGUAAAGAAGGAAAAGGGGCGGAGUAUGCUCGUAUCACUUACAAUAAUGAUGAAACCGUAGCUGCACCAUCUUGGUCCCCACUUACUGAUGAUGAAAGUCCUUACAUAGAAAUCAACUUUGCUCAGGCAACAAUCAUUCAUUCUAUUCUGACACAAGGAGGCGGAAAUGGUGAAUUUGCUGGCAAAUAUUCUGUAUCUUACAUUGAUGCAAAUGAUGAAUCAGCAGAGUUCAAAUACAUCACUGAAGAAACUACCCAAGAAACACCUCUCGGUCCUGUAACCACACCUGAAAUGAAAAUUUUCGAUGGAAAUCAUGACGACACCACUGUCGAAGAGAGAUUCUUGAAACCUGCCAUCACAGUCACUGUACUUCGUAUUCAUCCUAUUCGUCGAGCUUUGAAAGAAGAAAUUUGCAUGCGACUUGAAUUCCAUGGAUGUUUCGAAUCAGCAACUGAAACACCAGUGAUUGUUUCUACAACUAAAGAAGUUCAAGUGACCACAAGUACUCCAGUAACUGGACAAGAAACUACACCCUCUGGAGGUGAGUCAACCACUUCAUCAUCAGUGAAAGAAACUACAACUACUGAAGUGAAGACAACAAAACCAAUUGAAUCAACUAGCAGUAUUUCAACUACUCCAGUUUACAAAGAAACUACUACUACUAAAGUAACAGAAGUUACAACCGUUCAAACUGAACCACCAAUCACAGAAAGACCAAGACUUUGUGAUAAGUUGAUGGAAGAAGAAGUCAAAAUAACAGUCCAUAUUCCAAACUACUAUGCCUCAAGUAACAAAGAAGAUGCAGAGAAUGCUCGACUUAGCAAACUCACAUCAGUUAGUGGAUGGAGACCAGAUCCUUCAGAUAGCAACAUUUUCCUCCAAGUUGUUUACGAGAAGGUCGUUGUCAUGACAACAAUUACAACAAAAGGUGCAGUUAAUGAAGAAGGCGAGGCUGAAUAUGUGUCCUCAUACACAAUUGAAUAUACAGAUGAUGACAAUAUGGAGAUGUGGUAUUCUGUAACUGAUGAAAGCAACUCCCCUGUUCUUUUCUCUGCCAACACCGAUGCUCAAUCUCUUGUUUCAAAUGAAUUUGCCAAACCUGUAACUGCCAAGGCGAUUCGCAUUAGACCUUUGUCAUGGCAUAAAACUCCUGCUCUUCGUGUUGGAAUCACUGGUUGUUUUGAUAUCACCUGGGAAGUAACAACAACCACAGCAAGCAAAGAAUCUACCAUCGUGACAGAAGUACCAGUUACAACUGAAGGACCAACUGAAGAACCAAUCACGACAACAGAACCGAAAGAGGGAUCAACUACUCCAGUUAUUGUUACAACAACCAAACGAGUGUUCCCAACAACUGAAACAAUUUCCUCAGGACAAUCUACAACGCCAGAAGAAGGAGUCUCAACAUCAUCUGCUGUGACAACAACCAGCUCGAAAGUUGUGGUUACUACCAAAAAAUCGGAUAAAACAACUCCAGAAUCAGGCACCUCACAACCUUCUGGUCAAACAACAACUGGAGGACAAGAGGUCACAACUAAAACAGCCAUUCUUCCUCUAACAUCAGAAGCAUCAGUAUUCACAACAAGUGGUUCUGGUGAAUCAACAAUCAAGUUAACAACAGUUCACCCACCAACUACAACCACGCAAGUUAUCACCAUAAGCACUGAACAACUACCUUUUACCACCGGUAAAAUAACAACAAACAGUUUAGAAACAACCACACCCAAAGACCGUGUCUGUAUGAUCAACUGUGAAGAUAGUUGUGCAUCAGGAUUUGUAAUGACAAAAGAAUUCGAUUCUGAAUGUUGUACAUGUAUACAUGAAACUACCACUGCCAGAGUGACAACAACAAGUCAAAGCAUUACAACAUCUAAAUCAACAAAUUGUACUGCACCGUUCGUCUACUACAACUGCAAACCACAAUGCGAUGCCACAUGUCCUCAUGUUCAAGCUGACUGUGUUGAAGACAAUCCUACUAAAUGUUUUUCAGGAUGUGGAUGUCCAGAUGAAACAAUAUUUGAUGGUGAAACCUGUAUUCCACUUGGAAACUGUCCAUGCGUUGUUGAUGGAGUUGAGUAUGAGUCCGACGAUACCUGGAAAAAUCCCACUGAUAACUGCAGCGAAUGUACAUGCAUCAGAGGAAAGCAAUAUUGUAGCACACCGGACUGUGCAAUCCCUGUUUGUGUAACUGGUUAUGUGUUGGCAAAGGUGGAUGGAAAAUGUUGUCAAGAAUGUGUACCUGAGACAGAAACAACACCCUCAACAACAUUAGCAACCACAGAGCCUAUGUCUACCACAAUUCCAAAAUGUGACCUCAAAUGUUAUUGCAUGGUUGGAUGUGACAGAGAUGAAUCACAAUGUCCAGUACUUGCCGAUUGUCCAUACAAAUGCUUCUGUAAUGAAGGAACUCAAAAAAUAAGAGGAAGAUGUGCUUUCCUAGCUGAAUCUAAACAAUGCUUACCUCCUUCAACAACACCUGAAUAUGAAGAGACAACUGGCCCUUCAACAGGAGGCCCAGAAACAACUGGUCCAGUAACACAAUUCAACACAACAACAGCAGAACCAGUUGUUACAACACCACCAAGCGUUUGCUCAGAUGAAUGCAACUGUAAACUUGGAUGCAAUGAUGAUGGAGAAUGUCUGCAGUUAUAUGGAUGUAGCGUUGAUGAUUGUCAAUGUUCUGAUCUAAAUGCUGACAGAGCCAACGGUAGAUGUGGAAGUUAUCCUACUGAUGAGGAAUGUGAAAUCACAACAACUACACCACCAUCUACAACACCUGAAUCAGGAGUCAGCACCACUGAAGGCCAAGGUGUAACUACAACAAAACCUGUUGGUGUAGAAACAACAACCAAAACAGUCAUUGCCACAACUACACCUCCAGUUUGUCCUGGUGAUAAAGAAGUUCGUCCAUGUCCAUGCCAGAAGACAUGCACAGACAUGGCAAAUCCAAAUUUUGUGUGCCCAACCUCAUCAGAGCCUUGUCAACCAGGCUGCCAAUGUCCUGGAGGAAUGGUAGAACAUAAUGGACAAUGUAUUCCAUCUCAAGAAUGCCCAUGCUACCAUGAAGGAAGCUAUUAUAAGUUCAAUGAUGAAGUUACAUCUACCAGCGAAUGCGAAAAAUGCUAUUGUACUGAAGAAGGUGUAAAAUGCGAAAAGGUUUGCAAACUCCAAAGAGAAGAAUGUUUGGCGUUCAACGGAGUUUUCAGUUUUGUUGAGGGAUGCUGCAAAUGCACAUUUUCACUCACCACAACAACGGUCCCUGCCAAUACCACACUUCCGGAAACAGAAGUGCCAACUACACCACCUUCUAGUUCUACAUCUCCUGGAACCAAUGUUGAGACAACGCCAUCCGGAGAAAUUUCCACAACCAAAAAAUCAAGUGAAACGACACCUAUUGUAACUCCAUUGGUCACUACACCAAAAGAAGUCUGCAUGCCACCAUUGGUCCCAAUUGGAUGUGGAUGCAAUACAACUUGUUCUGACAAGGAUGCAGUGUGUGGAACAGAUAAUUGCAAACCAGGAUGCUAUUGCCCAUCUGGAACAUUUGUCGAUGGAAUGAAAUGUGUCACUGAGGAAAAAUGCCAAUGUAUAGAGGAUGGAAAUAAAUAUCCUGCUGGAGGUCAAUGGUCCAAGAAUGAAUGUACAACAUGUGAAUGUACAUCUGGAGAAAUAUCUUGUGAAAAAUCGUGCAAGUUGACUUGUGCAACUGGAUCAGAAAUUCUAGUAUUGAAUGAAGGAACAGACAGUUGUUGUUACUGCAAGGAAUUGCCAACCACCACACCAGCCAUUGGAGUGACAACGACACCACCAGUCAAUAAGGAAACAACCACUCCAUUUGUCACAACACCAAGAACUUGUUCUGGAUGCGUUGUUGCUGAAACUUGCGUGGAUGUUGGAGCUAAGUGGGAACCAAACCCAUGCGAGACUUGCACUUGUACGAAUGAACUUGGCAGCACAUCAUGUGUACAACAAAUAUGUCCUGAGAUCUUGUGUGAGCCUGGAUUCAGAUUAACAACUGUUGAAGGAGAAUGUUGUCCAGUUUGUGACAAGCAUUGUCCAGGAGAAUUCCAAUGUGAUAAUGAGAAAUGCAUUCCAAUGAACUGGGUUUGUGAUGGAAGAGAAGAUUGUUCUAAUGGAAAAGAUGAGCAAAAUUGUGAAACAACCACAACAACACCUAUGCCAACCACACCAGUAUCAGUUACUACUAAGAUUGUAUCAACAACUGAAGUUACAACUACACCAACAGGAGUUACUGGAUCACCUAGUCCAGCUGUAACUACUGAAGUGACUGAAUCUACAACUGGAGAAGAAGAAACAGAGAAAACUACUCCUGCUACUACCAAGAUGGCUAAUCCUACAACCAGCUCAGCAAAGACCACACCAAAAUCGACACCAAGUGUUUCAACAACAUCUGCAAGUGUUGAAGAAUCCACAACGAAGAAACCUGUUAUUACUUCUGAAUCAGCAAUGACAACGAUACCUACAGAAACUACAACAUCUAGUUCCAAUGUGACUACUACUACAGGAUUCUAUUGUGAACCACCAUUCAUACCUGCUGGUUGCCGAUGCCCACACACAUGUGAAAUGGAAGCACAAGGAAAAUCUUGUCCAAAGAUAUGCAUACCUGGAUGUCAGUGUCCGGAUGGUCUGAUAGAAAGCAAUGGAGAGUGCAUUACUAUUGAAGAAUGCCCAUGUUACGUUGAGGAAACUGGAACACUCCAUGCUAUGAAUGAAAUCAUUUCUGUGAGUGAAUGUGAAACAUGCCGAUGUGGAUUCAACAAAGUCAUCUGUGAUAUGGCUUGCAACCUUGAAUGUGAAGAAGGAAAAGAACUGGUUGAAGAACCUGGAAAAUGUUGUUACUGCAGAGAACCUAAAUGUGUAUAUGAAGAUGUGUAUUAUGAGGCUGAUCAAGUUUGGUAUCCUGAUAACUGCACAAUUUGCAAGUGUGAUGAUAUGACUGGAAAACCAAGUUGCGGAGAACAUUGUCCACUUUCUUCUUGUGAUGAAGGCCAUGAACUUGUCAAUGUUGCCCCCGACGAUGGCGUUUGUUGUACAUGCAGACCAAAUCAAUAUUGUGUUGAUAACACAGGCGCCUUCCGAGAGGUUGGAGAUACUUGGUCUGUUGGACCUUGUGAACAAUGUUUGUGUGAUAGUGCUGGACAAACAAGAUGCAAUUUAAUGUCUUGUGCAGCUUGUCCUGAAACUCAUGACGCUGAAUAUGUUGAAGGCCAAUGCUGCCCUAACUGCAUUGAGCGUAAGAUACCUACUACAACUACUCCAAUACCAACUACCACAGUCACUCCACCUAUGCCAUGUAGCAAUGAUUCUUACACUUGUCAACCCGGUGAAUGUAUUCCUAAAGAAAAACUAUGUGAUGGUGUGACAGAUUGCGUCAAUGGUAUUGAUGAAUAUUAUAGAAUAUGUACAACUACAACUACAUCAAUUAUGACUACAACAGUUGGUCCACCAAUCUCUGAAACUACAAGUGGUCCAGGAGUUCAAACCACGACAUUUGGUGGACCAGUGACAGGAGAGCAGUCUACAAUUACAACAGUUGUGGUGACCACUCCAGAAUACUGUGAAUAUAAUUGUGAUAAUGGACAAUGUCUACCAGAUAUUUCAUUGGUUUGUGAUGGCAAAGUACAAUGUUCAAAUGGCAAAGAUGAGAUGAAUUGUGAGAAAGAUACAACAACACCAAAAGUACCUACAACACCUGCUGCACCAACAACAACACCUCCUAUUACAAAAUGUUCAGAUAAAUGUUUGUGCAUGUCCAGUUGUGAUGGCUCUACUGAUGCAUGUGGCCCUCUCUCUGAAUGCGACAUGAACUGCGAAUGCCCAGCAUCCGACCUUAACACUUAUGACCGUGCAAACUGGAGAUGUAUUCUUCCACCGCCGGCUAUAUUGUGCAAUGUACAAACAACUACCAGUGUACAAGUAGCAUCGACCACAACUCUGCCUACAACUCCUGUACCAGUAGUAACAACUGCUCCUUUAGGAUGCACCAAAUGCACUUGCCAACUAUCUUGUGAAGAUGAAAGCGCAGGAACUAUUCCACCAAAUUGUAUUGAACAACAACCAGAUUAUUGUGAAAAUUGCCCAUGUCCUGCAGGAACUUAUAGAGACCCAUCUGGAAGUCUUUUGUGUUUGCAAACACCUGAUGAUGGAUCUUGUGGAUGUGUUGUUGAUGGUGUUGAGUAUGAGGAUGGAAGCAUCUAUUGGAAAGGAGAUUGCGAAAGAUGUGCUUGUAUUUCUGGUCAACAAACCUGCUUCCCUGGACAAUGUAGACUCACAGAAUCUAUUUGCUUGGCUCAAGGAAAAGUACUUCGUGAGGAACGUGGGGAAUGUUGUGAGUGUGUUUCAAGAGCAAUAACAACAACAACAGAGAAAACAACCACUACUACUCCUAAACUUGUUACAACAUCUGGACCAUACUGUGAGACGGUUUGCACCAAAGAAGUAACAUGCGAAGACUUGAGAAACUUCAAUCCAUUCAGUCCACCUGACUUUGGAGAAUAUGACACUUUCCAAUGUGAACAAUGUGAUUGUCCAUCCACAGCACCUCAAGAUCCGAUGUGGAAUACUGGUCUCUGCUUGAAAAUGCCUGAAUGUGAAGGAUGUGUAUAUGAAGGAGCAGAAUAUCCAGUUGGUACUAAGUUCCCAAGAGGUACAUGUGAGGAAUGUGAAUGUAUUAUGGAUGAAACUACUGGUUCUGUGACAACAAAAUGUUAUGAAAAAUGCAACCUUAUGACAUAUGAUUGCACAAGUAAGGGUAUGAUACUGUUGAACGAGCCCGGUGUUUGCUGCAAGUGUGUUGCUGCACCAACCACAGAGCCAACAUCCACAGCACCAACCACUCCUAAAUCAACAACACCAUCUGGACCCGUCUGCGAUGAAUCUUGUGUUAUUGAACUUACAUGUGAAGAAAGUAGAACAUAUGAACCUGGUUCUUCUGCUCCAUUUGAAGUUGAUGCUGAAAAAUGUGGAUUGUGUGCCUGUCCAUCUGGUACUAUUGAAGACGAUACUGUAUGGGAAACUGGAAUGUGUUUGAAAAUGCCUGAAGAUUGUGAAGAACCUUGCAGAGUAGGAGAUGUUGUGCAUGAGGUCAAUACAACAUACUUCAAGGGAGAAUGUGAAGUUUGUAAAUGCUUAUAUGAAGAUGGCUUGUACAAAGAAAAUUGCGCUCCAUUCUGUAAACUCACUGAUCAAAUUUGUUUGGCAAUGGGAAAAGUUCUGUUGUCUGGAGAUGAUAUUUGUUGCAAGUGCGCACCACCUACUCCAGAGACAACCACUACCUUGAAACCUGUUGUAACUACAACUGAAGGUGAAUCAGAAGAAUCUACAACGAAGAAACAAGGUGCACCAACUUCUCCAUUAACCACUCUUACCAAGAAACCAAUUGUUACCACAACUGAGGGACAAAGUGGUGAGACCACAACUGCAGGACAAGGAGGUGAUACCACAACUGCGGGACAAGGAGGUGAGACCACAACUGCAGGACAAGGCGGUGAGACUACAACUGAAGGACAAGGCGGUGUCAGUACAACUCCAGCUAUUGUGUCUACAACACCUCUUCCAGAAUGUCUACCUGAAUGCGAAUGCCAGCUACCUUGUGAUGGAGACCAAUCCGAAUGUCCAGCCCAACCUGGAUGUACUUCCAAAUGUGUUUGCUCUGACAGUUCGGCUUUGAGAAUCAAUGGACGUUGUGCCAUAAAGCCAGAAGAAUCAUCAUGUGUUACUGAAACAACAACCGUACCUAUCGUUACCACCAAAGUUCCAGAAAAAUCAACUACACCUAAAACAGGAAUUUGUGAGGAUGGAGAAACACGUGAAGAUCCAAGUUCAUGUCAAGUUUGUACAUGUGAAGAUAACAAGUUUGUCUGUGAAUCAGAAUGUUCACUGACUUGCGAUGAAGGAUAUACUCUCGUCAGUUUCCCUGGAAUAUGUUGCUACUGCUGCCCUGGAACGAAAACUACAACAACAAUUCCAUUUGUCUCAACAACGAGCAAACCAGGAGUUGUAACAACUUCGGAAUCAGUUGUAUCUACCACGUCAGGAACUGGAAUUGUAUCUACUACUAAAGAAAUUGAAAAAACCACGGGAGAAACUAAGGAAACAACGACUGUAAAGCCAGGUGCUCCAACUUCCGCAACAACAAAGAAACCUCCGCCAACAACUACUACUAUUGGUCAAGGUGAAUCAACAACUACCAUUGUCACUGUUGUAACGACACCGAAAGUUCCACAAAAUUGUUCAUGGGAUUGUAAAUGCUUUGUCACUUGCGAAGAUCAACAGAUACUUGUAGAAAAUCAAAUUCCUGCACGAUGCUCUGGUGUAUCUGAAAAAUGUGAUCUAUGUUUGUGUGAAGAAGGUUACAUUAAAGAUCCAGAAACAAAGAAAUGUAUCAAAUAUGACAACGACUGUAAAACGCCAAUUUGUGAUAUUGGAAUGGAGCCCAAUGAAACAUUCUGGAAGGGAGAUUGCCAGCUUUGUGAAUGUGUUGAAGGAGUUGAACAAUGUCAAACAAAUGUAUGCAGACUCACAGAAGUAUCAUGUGCUGCUGAAGGAAAAAUUUUGAUGAACAUUCCAGGUUCAUGCUGUUAUUGUGCACCAAACAAUGUAACUAUAACUACAACUAAACCCGUAGUAGUCGAAACAACAACAAGACCACCUUCUCAAGAAUGUAUUAUCAAUGGCAUCAACUAUGACAGACCAGCACCUGACAAUGUAUGGAUGGAAGAUGCAUGCACCAUAUGUAUGUGUGUUGAUGGUGUUAAAGAGUGUGAAAAAGAAUGCAAGAUUACAAGCUGUCAAGCUAAUGAAGUUUUCGUCAAUGGCACAGAAACUGAAUGCUGUCGAUGUGAACCAGCUCCAGUAUCACAAUGUCAACCAUCAAUUAGAUUGGCUCAAGUUCAAAUGCCAGAAUGUUAUACCGCCGAAGAAAUUGAAUUGACUACUUGCAGCGGAAACUGUCCAUCUCACUUCAGCGCUGUUGCUUAUCCACCAUACAUGGAGGUUGAAUGUACUUGCUGUAAACCUGUUACAGUCGAGAGUAGACAAGUCUCAAUGAACUGCAACAAUGGAACAGUGGUUAUUGUCAAUGUACCAAAGAUUACAGAAUGUUCAUGUAAUGAAUGUGAAUACAAUCCUUUCGCACCAUAAACAGAUUAUCUUCGAAUAACUGACCGAUCAAUCGAAGACCGACGAUGAAAACCGUUGUACAUAAACCAUUUUAUUUUUUUCUUCGCAUCGCACAUAUAUUCCCAUUAUUAGCAUUAUCACUUUCAUUGCAUAUGUAGUAUAUCUUACUUCAAGAAGCACUUACUUUCUGAACUUGUUCUCUACCACAAAUGAAUAUUUCUAACAACAUAAUUCAUUUCAUGGAUUUACAAGUCUAUGAUUGUUAAUUAUACCCACUGUAUCACUUUAGUGUCGAAACGCCUAUAACUUUUGGCCGACAGGUGCAAUAACUUCAAUAGAAACAUGUUUUUGUUAUUCUUCUAGUUCACAAUGCUCUAUCGCUUUAAUAAAA
Styela clava is the source of this 24380-nucleotide messenger RNA. NCBI's taxonomy places the organism in Eukaryota, Metazoa, Chordata, Ascidiacea, Stolidobranchia, Styelidae. The record is from RefSeq and is a predicted model, not a curated record.